Molecule: messenger RNA, 3954 nt
Organism: Talpa occidentalis (Iberian mole)
Lineage: Eukaryota; Metazoa; Chordata; Mammalia; Eulipotyphla; Talpidae
Gene: FAM171A1
Product: family with sequence similarity 171 member A1
Exons: 8
Coding region: 32-2722 (896 amino acids)
Biological process (GO): stress fiber assembly; regulation of cell shape
Cellular component (GO): plasma membrane
Source: RefSeq, a predicted model, not a curated record
GCGCGAGCCGCCUGGGCCCCGCGGCGCGGAGAUGGGCAGGUCCGCCGCGCUCCUGCUCUGCCUGCUGGGCUGCCACGUCUGGAAGGCGGUGACCAAGACGCUGCGGGAGCCGGGCGCGGGAGCCCAAGAGGUUACUCUGAAGGUUCAUGUCAGUGACGCCAGCACCCAUCAGCCCGUCCCAGAGGCUCUGAUUGAGGUUUUCACCAACCAGGUCUCCAUUGCCUCUGGCACCUCGGGCUCAGAUGGAGUUGCCUUCAUCAAGUUCCAGUAUAAGCUGGGCACUCAGCUGAUCGUCACCGCCACAAAGCAUGCCUAUGUACCAAACUCGGCUCCGUGGAAGCCUAUCCGAUUACCUGUGUUUUCUUCACUGAGCCUUGGCCUGCUUCCAGAACGAUCUGCUACUCUAAUGGUGUAUGAAGAUGUUGUCCAAAUAGUAUCAGGAUUCCAAGGUGCCCGGCCGCAGCCUCGAGUUCAUUUCCAGAGGAGGGCCCUGCGCUUGCCGGAGAACACCAGCUACAGUGACCUGACCGCUUUUCUCACGGCAGCCAGCUCUCCCUCCGAGGUGGACAGCUUUCCUUAUUUGCGAGGAUUAGAUGGAAAUGGAACAGGAAAUGGCACCAGGUAUGACCUGACGCCGGUGACCGCUGUCAGCGUCCACUUGCUCAGCAGCGAUGGAACGCCAGUGCUGGUGGAUGGCCCCAUGUACGUCACUGUGCCCCUGGCCACGCAGAGCGGUCUAAGGCACAAUGCCUACGUCGCAGCCUGGCGGUUCGACCAGAAGCUGGGAACGUGGCUGAAGAGUGGUCUGGGCCUUGUGCACCAGGAGGGCAGCCAGCUGACGUGGACGUACAUUGCCCCUCAGUUGGGGUACUGGGUGGCAGCCAUGUCACCUCCGAACCCAGGUCCCGUUGUCACACAGGACAUUACCACGUAUCACACGGUGUUUCUUUUGGCCAUUUUAGGAGGAAUGGCUUUCAUACUUUUGGUUUUGCUGUGUCUCCUUUUGUAUUAUUGCAGACGGAAGUGCUUGAAACCUCGUCAGCACCACAGAAAACUGCAACUUCCCGCAGCCCUGGAGAGUUCCAAGAGAGAUCAGUCGACUUCCAUGUCCCACAUAAACUUGCUGUUCUCUCGUCGGGAGUCAGAAUUCCCUGGCCCGCUUUCUGUCACCAGCCACGGCCGCCCCGAUGCCUCAGGCACAAAGGAGCUGAUGAGCGGAGUCCACUUAGAGAUGGUCUCGUCCAGCGGAGAAGUGGACAUGCACACCCCCAUGCUCAAGCUGUCCUACAGUACCUCACAAGAAUUCAGCUCUCGGGAGGAACUGCUCUCCCAUAAGGAAGAGGACAAAAGCCAAAUCUCCUUCGAUAACUUGACACCAAGUGGCACACUGGGAAAAGACUACCACAAGUCUGUGGAGAUUUUUCCCUUAAAGUCCAGAAAGUCUCUGGAGAGAGAAGGCUACGAGUCCCCUGGCAGCAGUGACUACAGGAGGAGUUACAAUGCCAUGCUCUCACAGUCUUUAUUUGACAAGCAAGACAGAGACAGUCAGGCCUCCAUCCACCAUAUUUCCACAGGAAGUAAGCUCACCAUUCAGGAACACCUGUACCCCGCACCCUCCUCUCCUGAAAAGGAGCAGCUCCUGGAUCGCAGGCCGGCCGAAUGUAUGAUGUCUCGGUCAGUAGACCACCUAGAAAGACCUACAUCUUUUCCACGGCCCGGCCAGCUGAUCUGCUGCAGUUCUGUUGAUCAGGUCAAUGACAGCGUUUACAGAAAAGUAUUACCUGCCUUGGUCAUCCCCGCUCAUUAUAUGAAACUCCCAGGGGACCAUUCCUAUGUGGGCCAGCCCCUGGUGGUCCCAGCUGACCAGCAGCUUGAAAUAGAGAGACUACAGGCUGAGCUCUCCAGCCCUCAUGCAGGGAUCUUCCCACACCCCUCCUCCCAGAUCCAAGCGCAGCCCUUAUCUUGCCAGGCAAUCUCCCAGCAGCACUUGCAGGACGCCGGCUCUAGGGAGUGGAGCCCACAGAAUGCAUCCAUGUCAGAGUCGCUGUCCAUCCCAGCGUCCCUGAACGAUGCUGCCCUGGCUCAGAUGAACAGCGAGGUCCAGCUCCUGACGGAAAAGGCUCUGAUGGAACUAGGGGGUGGGAAGCCACUGCCACACCCCCGGGCAUGGUUUGUCUCCCUGGAUGGCAGGUCCAAUGCGCAUGUUAGACAUUCGUACAUUGAUCUCCAAAGAGCUGGAAGGAAUGGAAGUAACGAUGCCAGUUUGGACUCUGGUGUGGAUAUGAAUGAACCAAAAUCUGCCCGGAAGGGAAGAGGGGACCCCUUGUCUCUUUCACAGAACCACCCGCCUGUCCAGGAGCAUCCCCAGAAAGAGCUCCGGGCUGCGGACAGCACGGCCUACACGCAGCUCGUCUAUCUGGACGACAUGGACCAAAGUGGCAGUGAGUGCGGCACCACCGUCUGUACCCCCGAGGACAGUGCCCUGCGGUGUUUGCUGGAUGGCUCUAGCCGGAGGAGCGGCAGCCAGCUGCCCAGCCUGCAGGAGGAGACGACAAAACGAACUGCAGACAUCCCCCCGGAGCCGCUGGCCAGUCCCGAACAGAGAAGACCUGCUCAGGAGGAAGAUGAAGAUGAUGAUGAUGAUGACGACCAAGGAGAAGACAAGAAGAGCCCCUGGCAGAAGCGGGAGGAGAGACCCCUGAUGGCAUUUAACAUCAAAUGAGCUAUUCCAGAGCCACCCAACGGUGGAGUCCAAAAUUGCCAAAAAUUCUUUCUUACAGAAGCUCUUGGCUGCUUGUGAAGGAAGCCGAACAGCGCCAGCGUGGGAAGUGGGCUUUGCAGUACUGUGCGCUAUACAUGCUAGUUACUACUCAGAAUAGAGGAUGAUGUUCAUGGAGGCCUCGCCUCCCGGAAGGUGGCUGAACGUAGUCUCUGAAUGUUGUUCCACGCACUGGACACAUCCGUCCAAGGACACUGAAAAGCCGCACGUGAUGUUGCUAGGUUCUAAUAACCUCAGUUCUCCCUCAGAUGCUGGGAGCAGAUGAAACUCUUUUUGCAUUGCUUGAAUCAGUUGUAUCAUGAUAAUGCUACUAUGAAGUUAUCAUUGAGAAAUGAGCUUGGCACUUAGUGUCUCAAGGUAUGCAUUAUCUCAAAGGAAAGCUAUGCAUCGCUGCUUCAUGAUCUGAAUUUGCUUAGAUUUUUGCUUUGGUUAGGUUUCGUUUCCAGUUUGCUUUUUUUAAAAAACACAAUUCGGCUGUAAAGAUUUCAUUCCUUUGUUUUAAUCUGUUCUGUUUCUCGGUGGUUUAUUUCAGUGUCUCCUUUCAGGAACUCCUCAGUGUCAUCUCUUAACAGCCAAGCCUUUUAAUGAAAUCAUACUGAAAUUUCCAUCAGCUAAGAGUCCUUCGAUCCUGGUCCCAUUAACUCCAAGUGCCUUUUUUACAGUGACAACAGACAGUCCCUCACUUUUUUGUUUUGUUUUUCUUAACUCCUUUUAUUGAACUGCCUGGAUUUUAUAAAGUUAUUAAACGAUACCCUUUUUGUUAGACUGCAUGCUGCCAAGUGCCCAUUUGUGCUCAGAAUUCUCAUUUCAACGCAGUGUACUCUCUAGUUCUCAUGUGUGAUGUGGAUUCUGUUUAGCUAAGAUAGACUAGAGGACACUUUAGAGAUACCCCUCCCUACUCCAUCCCUUUGGCCACCGGCCACCAUUAUGGUUUUAUUGGCUGUUUGUAUAUAUGGUUACGUAUUAACUCUGGAAUCCUAUGGGCUAAUCUUGCUCACCAGACAUGGAGUAUGGAGUGAGCGAGUGGGCUGAAUGUGACUAUUAAAAAAAUCUUAUGUACUAUCCAGAAGUGCCAGAAUCACUCUUCUGUGCAUUCUCCUUAAAGAGCUGCUUGGUUAUCCAAAAAUGAACAUUCAAAAUAAACUCUGAAGAAAAAAAAGCUGUCUUGUGGGCCU